Nestor notabilis (Kea) is the source of this 898-nucleotide messenger RNA. It is a transcript of the gene ZBTB48, whose product is annotated as zinc finger and BTB domain containing 48. Lineage: Eukaryota; Metazoa; Chordata; Aves; Psittaciformes; Psittacidae. The annotation marks the transcript as partial. The record is from RefSeq and is a predicted model, not a curated record. The transcript has 7 exons.
GAAACACACUGGAGAGAAGCCAUUUGAGUGUUCCAAAUGUGGCAAAUGUUACUUUAGAAAAGAGAACCUCCUGGAACACGAAGCCAGGAAUUGCAUGAACCGAUCUGAGCAGGUUUUCACGUGUUCAGUCUGCCAGGAGGUGUUCAAGAGGCGAAUGGAGCUGCGGCUGCACAUGGUGUCGCACACGGGGGACAUGCCGUACAAGUGCUCCUCCUGCGCCCAGCAGUUCAUGCAGAAGAAGGACCUGCAGAGCCACAUGAUAAAGCUGCACGGUGCACCAAAGCCCCACGCGUGCUCGACCUGCUCCAAGUGCUUUCUGUCUCGGACAGAGCUGCGCCUGCACGAGGCCUUCAAGCACCGGGGAGAGAAGCUGUUUGUCUGCGAGGAGUGCGGGCACAGGGCCUCGAGCCGCAACGGCCUGCAGAUGCACAUCAAGGCUAAGCACAGGAACGAGCGGCCCUACGUCUGCGAGUUCUGCCACCACGCCUUCACACAGAAAGCCAACCUCAACAUGCACCUGCGCACGCACACGGGCGAGAAGCCCUUCCAGUGCCACCUCUGCGGCAAGACCUUCAGGACACAAGCCGUUGAGCAGCUGCGCGUCCACGUCCGCCGGCACAGGGGCAUGAGGAAGUUCGAGUGCACCGAGUGCGGAUACAAGUUCACGCGGCAGACCCUGGUCACCGAGGACGAUAGGUCCGUUGUGUUGGCGCUGCAGCCGCCACCGGAGCUGGACGUGGGCUCGGCCGAGGUGAUCGUGGAGUCGCUGUCCCGCGGCGCCCUGCCUGAGGACAUCCCCGUGCAGAGACUCUGCUCCAACGAGAACUUCUCCCCAGCGGAUGUGAUCGAGCAGUCACUGAUCAUAACGACGACCAUUCCUGAGGACUGUGACACAUAG